AUGCAGGAUUUAUUCAGAUAUUUCGUUUUAUUCAUUAUUUUUUCACUCGAAUUUUUACUUGGCAAAAAUAAUGCUGAACAAGAUUAUUAUGACAUUCUCGGGAUAAGUAAAUCAGCCUCAAAUAGUGAUGUUAAAAAAGCCUUCCGGAAACUAGCGUUAAAAUAUCAUCCAGAUAAAAAUAAGGAUGAAGACGCACAGAAAAAGUUUGUGAAAAUUGCUGAAGCUUAUGAUGUGCUCUCUGAUGAUGAAAAACGUAAACAGUAUGAUAGUGUUGGACAUAGUUAUUAUACACAACAGCCUGGUGGAAGUGGUGCUCCAGAUUUCGAUUUUAAUAGUUUCUUCCGAAACUUUGAUAUGUUUCGUCAGCACAGACAUACUGAUGAUCAUGGUUCGUUCUUCAAUUUCCGUGGUUUAUUUGACGAUGAUGAUGGUGAUGACGAUGGCUUCUUUUCACCAUUCGGCAGCAUGUUCCAUUCAUCAGAUGAAUCUCAUGGGUUUAUUAGACAUCAAGGUCAACAAAACUGUCAAACUCAAACCAUACGAAGAGGUAAUACAAUUAUUACUCAAACACGUUGUUCUUAA
This is a messenger RNA of Schistosoma mattheei, 582 nucleotides long. The record is from the annotation of a GenBank genome assembly. NCBI's taxonomy places the organism in Eukaryota, Metazoa, Platyhelminthes, Trematoda, Strigeidida, Schistosomatidae.